AUGCUCUCCGACCUCGUCGCGGGCGCCGGGUGCGACGUCACGGGCGAGAACAACGCGCUCGCCAAGCUCAGCGGCGCGAUCUACGGCGGCCUCGAGCGCGAGUAUGCUCGGCGUGAAGGCGAGGGCUCGUCCUCGUCGGCCUUUGCCGGGCCGUCUUCAGACAGUCUCCCGCCGAUGAGCGAAGAGGAGGCGGCCUUCCGGGCGCGCUUCACCGGCGGGCCUAGCGAGCCGGCAGCCUCUACCGCUGUCUCAGGCGGCUACGCAUCCGGCGCGAGCGGCUACGUCGGGUUCGCCGAGCACCGCCCGCCGCGCUGGCACCCUCCGCAUGAGCGCUCCCUCCCUCGCGGCGGCUUUGCGCCGCCGCCCGAGCUGGCGCUGUGGGAGUCGCUGCGAGGCGAGGUGGAGGGGCUCGACGGCCUCGCUUCCCCUCCGUGGGGUGAGGAGGGAGGGGCAGCCGGCGCUGCGGAGGAGCAGCAGUACGCGUUCCGCGAGCCAAACCCGUUCCUCGGGGCGGGCGGCGGGAGGGAGGGGCUGGUGCAGGCGGGCAGCGAGCUGCUGGGGCAGGGCGACCUCCCGCGAGCCACCCUCGCCGUGGGGUGCGACCUGCCGCAAGCGAUCCUCGCCCUCGAGGCGGCCGUGCGGUCGGAGCCUGCUCGCGAGGCGUCCGAGUCGACCCAGCUGGACGAGGCGGGGAGGGAGGAGGCGAGGCGGGAGUCCGUCGCGUGGCAGCUGCUCGGCCAGAACCUCGCCGCCCUGCUGGCCCUCGGGGUCUCGUACACCAACGAGCUGGACGCGUCCCGCGCCCUCGACCACCUCCGCCUGUGGCUGCGCCGCCACCCGGACUUCGCCUCGCUCGCGCCGGCCGAAGAGGAGGCGCAGCUGUAUCUUAGGGUGGGCAAGGGCAAGUACGACGUCUGGGCGCGGCAGGCCGACACCACCGCCCUCUUCCUGCGCGCCGUUGGCAGGGCGCCGCACAGCGCCGACUUGCACGCCGUGCUCGGCGAGCCGCACACAGCCUUGUCGCAUGGCGUGCUGCACAACCUGUCCCGCGAGUACGGCGCUGCGGUCUCCUCCUUCGAGCGGGCGCUCGAGCUGCGGCCGGAGGACUACUCGCUCUGGAACAAGUUGGGCGCGACGCAGGCGAACGCGAUGAGCUGCGCCGCCGCCGUGCCUUGCUACGUGAGGGCGCUCGAGUUGCGGCCGAACUAUGUGCGUGCGCUGACCAACCUCGGCAUCUCGUAUGGCAACCUGAGCGAGCAGCGCGCCGCGGCGCAGUGCUACCUCAAGGCCCUCUCCCUCAACCAAGACGCCGCCCACGUGUGGACCUACCUCACGAUGGUCUUCUCCGCAAUGGGCCGGACGGACUAUGUCCAGAUGGCGGCCGCCACCGACCUCGCGGCGCUGUGUGCAGAGUUUGAGGUCUGAGGGCCCAGAGAGGAGGCGCUUUGCACUACGGGCGGGAGGCCUCGACAACAGCGAGAGAACAGAGUCGCAGAGUGCUGUGGGCCGAGACGCGCGCGACACUACAGGGACUCCUGAAGGUGCGGUGGAUGCUCGUUUCCUUCAGGCGGAUCACGCUGGGUGCGAGACCUGAUCACGCUCGUGUCAUUAUCGAGACAUGUGCAUGCACAUGUGUGUGGCGCGGGGGGCUCAGCGCUCUCGCGCUGCGCAGCUGUGGGUGUGGUCUAAAGCCGUGUGGGGGAGAGGUGGUCGCGCGCGUAUGUGUGUAUCUCCUCUUAUUCUCUCAGCACUUCU
Messenger RNA from Emiliania huxleyi CCMP1516, 1755 nucleotides. RefSeq lists its product as hypothetical. Gene Ontology annotation, biological process: protein import into peroxisome matrix, docking. The transcript has 11 exons. Gene Ontology annotation, molecular function: protein binding. The coding region runs from base 1 to 1425 and encodes 474 amino acids. Gene Ontology annotation, cellular component: peroxisomal membrane; cytosol. The record is from RefSeq and is a predicted model, not a curated record. Lineage: Eukaryota; Haptophyta; Isochrysidales; Noelaerhabdaceae.